This is a messenger RNA of Ruditapes philippinarum (Manila clam), 362 nucleotides long. Its product is annotated as nuclear nucleic acid-binding protein C1D-like. The record is from RefSeq and is a predicted model, not a curated record. NCBI's taxonomy places the organism in Eukaryota, Metazoa, Mollusca, Bivalvia, Venerida, Veneridae. Gene Ontology annotation, molecular function: RNA binding; DNA binding. Gene Ontology annotation, biological process: maturation of 5.8S rRNA; regulation of gene expression. Gene Ontology annotation, cellular component: nucleolus; exosome (RNase complex).
GAAUGCUUUUGAUCAUGGUCUUUUUAACGCUUUCAUAAUAAACACGAUUUUUAGUUUCGUUUCAUUUUUUAAUUUUCUACGAAUUAUCUUCUGAAAUGAGUGGAAGAGACAAAGAAAAAAGAUCAGAAAUACCCCACGAGCUUAGAGGGAAAGUUGCUGCUUUUGACAGUUCUUUAAAUAACGUAGAAAAUGAAUUUGAACCUUUGUUAAAACUUUCACAAAUCGAGCUAAAUGCAAAGUUAUCUAACUUGGAGAAAGCAAAGUUGGACCUUGUUGCUGCUUAUUCAAUCAACUCAUUAUUUUGGAUGUAUUUGAAUGUAUGUGGUGUUAAUCCAAAAGAUCAUGGAAUAAAACAAGAACUA